UUCAGUCACUUGAAUUUUUUUCCUCUCCUCACUGGCAGGCUCUGUGUGGCUGUAGGAGGAGUUUGCGGUCACCUCCCCCUCCCAGGCGCUGCGGACAGAUUCCCCUGCCAAGGUACCACCCCACCUGCCAAGAUGUCCAGCAAACGUGCCAAAGCCAAGACCACCAAGAAGCGCCCCCAGCGUGCCACCUCCAACGUCUUCGCCAUGUUCGACCAGUCACAGAUCCAGGAGUUCAAGGAAGCCUUCAACAUGAUCGACCAGAACCGCGACGGCUUCAUUGACAAGGAGGAUCUGCACGACAUGCUGGCUUCCCUCGGCAAGAACCCCACUGACGAGUACCUGGAGGGCAUGAUGAGCGAGGCGCCAGGGCCCAUCAACUUCACCAUGUUCCUCACCAUGUUUGGGGAGAAGCUGAAUGGCACCGACCCGGAGGAUGUCAUCCGCAACGCCUUCGCCUGCUUCGACGAGGAGGCGUCGGGCUUCAUUCACGAGGACCAUCUGCGUGAGCUGCUGACCACCAUGGGAGACAGGUUCACUGAUGAGGAGGUGGAUGAGAUGUACCGGGAGGCACCCAUCGACAAGAAGGGCAACUUCAACUACGUGGAGUUCACCCGCAUCCUGAAGCAUGGGGCCAAGGACAAGGACGAUUAGAGCCCAGGGCCACUCGUUCCUUCUGUCUCCUCCUGAGCACACCUCCCACCCCUCGGUCCCCCACAGCUGUCUCCCCCCGUGGGAAACACCUCCCAGGACCAGCACCUUGCAUCGGGUCACGCUUGGAGGGGAAGUGCUCCCAUCACUGCAUCGCUGUGUGCCCAUCCAUCAGCUCCAGGCCUCCCCUCCCAUCACCUCUCCCACCCACAGACUCGCUUUGCUGGGACGCCCAGCCUGGCUGUGACCCCCCCCAAGCACCUGUUGACCCCCAAAGCCACCAUGCCGCUGGUCCCCAGGGCCAGGGUGAACAUCCCAGGUGAGCACUGGCCCGUGGGGAUUUUGGCUGCUUGAGCCUGAGCGAUCCCCAUCUUGGGUCUGUUGCACAGAGAGGAAGCAUCUCUCUGCUCUCCUCCCAUGCUCCCUUCCUUUGUGAAAGAAAAACCACUUUGUUUCCUCCUCCCUUGCUGUUUUAUGGCUUUAGAGCCUGUGAUCUGAGGGAUUCAGGAAGCUGAAGCGGCGUAUAAAAUCUGUUGGGUGUGAUACGGA
Athene cunicularia (burrowing owl) is the source of this 1197-nucleotide messenger RNA. It is a transcript of the gene MYL9, whose product is annotated as myosin light chain 9. Gene Ontology annotation, molecular function: calcium ion binding. Gene Ontology annotation, cellular component: stress fiber; myofibril; cytoplasm. NCBI's taxonomy places the organism in Eukaryota, Metazoa, Chordata, Aves, Strigiformes, Strigidae. The transcript is spliced from 4 exons. The record is from RefSeq and is a predicted model, not a curated record. Gene Ontology annotation, biological process: myofibril assembly; platelet aggregation. The coding region runs from base 133 to 651 and encodes 172 amino acids.